This is a messenger RNA of Cyprinodon variegatus (sheepshead minnow), 707 nucleotides long. RefSeq names its product CUB and zona pellucida-like domain-containing protein 1. The transcript is spliced from 4 exons. Bases 69 to 665 code for a protein of 198 amino acids. Gene Ontology annotation, cellular component: cell surface. The record is from RefSeq and is a predicted model, not a curated record. NCBI's taxonomy places the organism in Eukaryota, Metazoa, Chordata, Actinopteri, Cyprinodontiformes, Cyprinodontidae.
UGUACUCCAACUUCCUCCGUGCAUGGCCCUCCACCCAUGGAGAGAUCACACGUCAGUCUUACCUAAAGAUGAAUGUCUCCUGUCUGAUGGAGUCGGAUUCUGUGUCUCAGAUUUAUUUUGUUGUGGAACAUGGGGGGAACAGCAGCAUCAUUGGUUCAGGUCGAUUCAAUACAACCAUGGCUUUCUACACAUCCAGCAGCUUCUAUUAUCAGGUGACUCACUUCCCAUAUCUAGUAGAUCUCAACCAGGACUUGUAUGUUCAAGUGAACUUGAGAAGGCCUGACAGUAGCCUUGUUCUCUUCCUGGACACCUGUGUGGCCUCCCCAUCACCUUUCGACUUUGAGAGUAGACCAUAUUAUUUAGUUCGAGAUGGUUGCACUUCUGAUGAGACCUACCAGCCAAUCAUUUCCGGCUCCCAGUACAGGGCCCGUUUUUCAUUCAGGGCCUUCCAGUUCCUGCGAGGAACAGAUUCUGUGUACCUCCAGUGCAAAGUUGUGAUCUGCCCUGCUUCGGAUUUCAAUUCCCGUUGCCGCCGUGGAUGCAGUAGACGUGUAGCCAGGGAGUUGGAGUCUGAGCAUGAGAGCCAAACUCUGGUUGUGGGUCCUAUCAAGCUCAAAGACCCUGAGAAAGAGAAGGAAGGGCCUGAAAAGCAGAAUGAGGCUUAACUCAAUUCAGCAGAAACCUUCUCCAAUAAUCUCCAAUCAUCC